CACGGAAUCGUACCAUCGUAUCGGCUAUAUCUCUCAACGUCAAGGAGGGUACAGGAGAGUCAGAGAGGGCUGGGAGGGUACCCGAAUGGGCUAUGGAUUUCCUCUGCCGGGGCGUCGAUCCAGGGACGGUGGCGUGCAGGCUUCCUCUCUCACUUCUCGCCGAAGCCGACAGACUCGCCCUUUAGCAAAGCGUACUUCAGAUCCCAAGACGUAUCCACCACCUCCGGAGCACCUCUCUAGAUCUCCCCUCGCUCUUUCGAACAAGCCUACCGCCAUACCUUGGCGCUUCCCGCUUAACAGAAAGCACUACGAUCUCUUAGCCGACCCCUCUGAAGUACUCAGCUAUGCGCGUCAAGCCGUCUAUGCACAAUCGUCAGGCUCGUGCUCCGAAGCCGUACAGCAGGCCUACUCAACUCAAUCCCUCCACCGACUCCUUCUGCGACUCUCCCGCUGCAUCAAAAUCCCGCACUGGGACCAGCUGGACGCCCGCUUCCACAUCCCAAAUCUUCUCGCAGCAAACUACCUCCGAUAUCAACCCCUCUUCCGACGCGUGGAACGAGGAAAUCGCAGCCUUCACCUCCGAUUGGCCAGGAUUGGACGAGUCCUACUCUGCCUCGCCAUCCUCUCCUCAAAUCGCGAAAGACUAUAUCCCGCCAUCUGUCGACGAGCUAGACACAUUGCUCCGACCGCUAUCCCUCUCGUCACCGAACGAAGACGACGCUUCGCUCAGAAGCGCAUUCCCUCCUCCGUCCUCUACGGCAGUUACUCUCCCGCCUUGCUUCGUGCCUGCGACGAGCACAACGAUGCCCCUAGUACGCAAGUCCGCUUUCCCGCCAUACAUGAGCAAGCCACACCCACCCACGCCUGUGAAUGGGGUCGCCUCGUCCGCCAUCCCAUCUGCCCCUCCGUCGACGCUGUCUUCUACGAGCGACCAGAUUGCGUCUACCAUGCUGACUCUCGAGAACGUGGGGAAGAUGCCCUCGCUCGAUCGCGCAGACUCGGAUGUCACCCUCGUCGAUGGCACCAGCGACAAGGGCGAGAUGACGAAGGCCGCGUUGGCGUCGAAGAUCGUGGAUGCGCUUACUGGACCGUCUGCGGAUACUCUCCCUGGCGCAUCCGUGGAUGCAUUUACCCGCGUAUCAGACGGGACCAGUGACAUGGAGGUCGACGGCGGGAAGGCGAUGGACGUAGAUGGCGGGAAGGCAAUGGAUGGCAAGGCGACGCAGAGCGCCAUACUUGGCACUUUUGCGGCGACACUGGCGCUGCAGAUCGCAGCUGCUGGGAUGGCGAGGGCGAUGAGCGGGUGAGGUGGAUGUACGCAACUUACUAUGAUUUUCUUUCUUUUUCUCUAUCCUUCAUUCCCUCUCGUUCCAUCAUCUCCUUGUCCUCUCCCAUUUUCAUCAAUCUACUCUCUUCCACCAGACGAACGCACAGCCCAUCCGGCAACUGCCCACACCUUCACUUGCCUACUUAUCACCCUUCUUUUGCACUUCUCCCCAUAUAACAUUGUUAUACCACUCUCAGGAUUCAUGCUACACAGAUCUCAUUACAUGUAUACUAAGUCUACUUCAUUAUUCUAUGAACUCGUUGGCCUUUUAGCGUACAUGAGAAGGGAUCU
Messenger RNA from Schizophyllum commune H4-8, 1618 nucleotides. RefSeq lists its product as uncharacterized. The transcript has 2 exons. The record is from RefSeq and is a predicted model, not a curated record. Lineage: Eukaryota; Fungi; Basidiomycota; Agaricomycetes; Agaricales; Schizophyllaceae. The coding region runs from base 86 to 1156 and encodes 356 amino acids.